Molecule: messenger RNA, 2616 nt
Organism: Owenia fusiformis
Lineage: Eukaryota; Metazoa; Annelida; Polychaeta; Sabellida; Oweniidae
Source: the annotation of a GenBank genome assembly
UCUCUUUCACAAUGACCUCUUCCUAUAUCUGAGAAGUUGAAGAAUGAUCCAGAGCAUUCAAUAUAUGUUCAAGAGGAUUAUAAUGGAAUACAAGAUGAAGUUGGUGAUGAUCUUACUUAUUACAACUGCCACACUGUCAACUUUGGAGACAACAGAGGCCAGUGUAAGAGAUGUAUAUGAUGAUGAUAUCCUCCAUACUACAAGCUAUCAGAUGCCACUAGAGAUUGAAGAUGAGAUCAUAAACCAUGAUGCCAUCAGUAAAACAAAUGCUUCAGUAGAGAAGAAUAUACCUGAUUUCUGCCAAUGUGGUAAUACUGACUGUGUCUGCAUUGCACCUGCUAAUGUGACACAACCGUGGACCCUACAUCAACUGCUAGAAACUCUCCCAAACAACAUUUCACUACUGUCACUAAGUGGUUUCACUUUUGGCCUCCUGAAAAAUGAAACAUUUCGUGAUUUUUCAAACUUGAGAAGAUUAUUCAUUUCCAAUUGUAGUGUUUUUGCGAUAGAAGUUGACACAUUUAAAAGUUUUCAAAACAUGGACAAUGUUGGUUUGGACCUUGGGAUGAAUAAUAUUACCAAUAUUGUUCCUGGAACAUUCAGCCAUGCCAGAAGUUGGAGUUUUCUGUCUUUUAACAAGAAUUAUAACCUCGGAAGAGACAACGUUCAAAACAUAUUGCAUGAUUUGGAAAAUAAACGUGUAAACAGUCUGUCUGUAGUGGCAUGCGGCAUUGUGAUAGAGACAUUAGAUAAGUCAUUUUAUGAAGCACUUAUCAUGUCAGGGUUAGAUAGAUUACAAAUGCAUGGAAACACAAUACGGACAAUAUCAAAAGAUGCUUUUGAGCCAGUCAAAUCUUCUUUAACUGUACUUUCCAUUUCAAACUUUAUGUAUGUAGCAGAAGAUGCAUUUAAUAUAUUGACAAAAUUGAAGUUUUUAAAGCUUGGGGGAAUGCAAGCAUCAUCACUAUUACUAAAAAUGACUCUUGAUUUGAAUAAACUCCAAUAUUUGACUCAGUUACGAUUGAACAUGUUUAGUCUCCAACCAGUAAACCUAGAAAUUGGCAAUUUAACAACUCUGAGACUUUUGAGACUUAUUUACGCGAAUAGUAACUUCGAUGGAUAUAGAGGACAAGUGAUUAGACUACUAGAUACUUCCAGUGAUCUCAAAUCAGUUGACUUUUCUGGGAAUCUUCUCUUCCAAUACCCUGAAGAGGAGUUAUGUCAGUUAGUAAGUGGUAGGAGCAAUCUGACAUCACUCAGUUUGACUGAUAACUAUAUAUCCAAACUACCACUGUGUACAUUCAGGGGACUGUACAAACUCCGUAUUCUGCUCCUGAAGAAAAACAGACUUGUAAGCAUUCAGAAGGAUUUAUUCAAAGAUUUGUAUAGUUUGAAACACCUAGACAUAUCUCAAAAUGCUAUCAUAUUCAUCGAUGCUAGUAAUGUUGAGCAGAUGACAGCAUUGAGCAGAUUAUAUCUCAGAGAAAAUGCCUUUGAUUGUAAUUGUGACUUGAGACCAUUUAGAGAUUGGUUGAGCCAAACAGAGAAAAGUAAAAGAAGAAAAAUCCUUGUGAACUACCAAGGAGAAAUGUGUUUUAAACCUUUAGCAAGAAAGCAUGAGUUUGUUCAUAACUUUACUAUACCCUGGAUUGAGUGCAACAGUGGUUUUAUUAUGAUUACUAGUCUUGUAACAAUUGGUUCCAUUUUAUUUUGUGCCACAAUAACAGUUGUAUUACUCAAACAUUUCUGGAAAGAUAUAUUAUAUAAGAAAAUGGUUUACAAAGCUCGGAAACACAUUGGCUAUUCACCAAUACAAGAUGUGCCUAUAGAGCAUGAUGCUUUUGUAAGCUACCAUAGUGAAAAACAACUGUGGAUUGAACGAGACCUCUGCACCCAGUUGGAGGAUGGAGAAGACAUCAAGUUUAAUCUCAUGUUCGAUAACAGGAUGAAUCUUGGAGAAUCAAUUUUUACUUCCAUGGGCCAGGCCAUCCACACGAGUAGAAAUAUUCUCUUUGUCGCAAGUCGAGGUUGGGUGGCUGCUGCCAUGAAUCAGUUAGAAGUAGACAUGGCUCUUCUUAAAAUGGUAGACGAUCACAGGGACAUGAUCAUUGUACUUCUGAUGGAGCAUAUUCCCAAAGCUGAAAUGUCUGAAAAGUUGAGAAUGAUUAUGAAGCAUAAUACAUGCUUUAAAUGGAGUGAUAAUGAGCGACAGCAAGCUAGAUUCUGGAGGGAUUUGAAGUUAGAACUAGGAAAACACCAUAUGGACUAAACAUCAUGUUACUUGAACAUUAACUUUACUUUCUGUAACCAAGAUGCAAGAUAUACUGAUUAUAUUAUGUUAUUGUAAAUUUAUUUUGCAUUUUUGCAUACCAUUCAAGUGACAGAAUUGCAUUAUUUUAAAGAUAAACAGAAUAAAUAAAUGUACCUUUAUAAAAUUACGGAUUAGUUGUCUGUAUCAGAAUUUCCUGUAAAGGUAAAAGAACCAGGUAAUCAGGCUAAAACGAAUGUUCAGUUAUAGGAUAUUAAAUAAGUACAAACAUGCUUAUUAUGGGAUUUUUACAUAUUGUAUAUACUUAUGCCUAUACUUAGUACUUUUAAAUAUAAUACUGUGUACCA